AUGAAGUCCACCCUUGCACUUUCACUCUCGUUCUCACUUCUUGAGCUCCUGCCUCUCAUCCAUGGAGCACCAACCUUUACCAAGCGACAAGACACCGGCCCGAACCCCCCGCUACGCGGAUCGAAAGACCUGCUCGGCUAUUCGCCAAACAACAAGCUGACAGAGCAGACCACAGAGGACAUCCAGUAUACCCUUGUUCCCGGACAGACAGAGGACGAAGAUCUUGGUGUAUACCUGGACUUCUCGAACAACCCAAAUCCGCAGCCGAUCCGUGGCUCAAAGGGAGGAACUGAUCCUGGCCCGCGUAACCCGGAGCUCGACCGCCAGAACAGCGACAAGCUAGCUCCGCCCGGAACAGACCAUGGACAGACUAUCAAUGCCAACUGGCCCAUGUCUCUUAGCAAAGCCAAGUGCGUGUCAAGCAGACUCGGUCUCGACCAUGCAGGAUGGUCCCGGCAAGAGAACGUCGUCGUUAUGCCUGCCGCCACAAAGAUGGCCGGCGUAGACAUGCGUCUUGAAGCCAGCGCUUAUCGUGAGCUGCACUGGCACCAAGCUGGCGAGUGGAGUCUGGUUCUCAACGGGUCGUGCAGGAUUCAGGCUGUGAACGAAGAUGGCCAGACCUUCAUCGACGACGUCACAGAGGGCGAUGUGUGGUUUUUUCCUCCCGGCGUCCCACACUCCAUACAAGCCCUAGAUGUCGGCGUCGAGUUCCUCCUCGUCUUCGACGACGGCUCUUUCUCCGAAGACAACACCUUCCUCGCCUCCGAGAUCUUCGCGCAUAACCCGAAAUCCGUCCUCAGCAAGAAUUUUGACCUCCCCGUCUCUGCCUUCGACGACAUCCCCUCCGGCGAACUCUUUAUCUUCCCUGGCACUGCUCCACCCACAGAAAUUGCCGCCCAGAACAAAUCCACCGCCGCAGGGCCUGUCCCGCGCGACCGAACAUACUCGUACCACUUCUCUGAGCAGCCCGCACAUAUCGUCCCGGGUGGGAGCGUCAAGAUCGUGGACCCCCAAAACUUCCCCGCGGCCAGUAACUUCGCUGCAGCAGUGGUGACCGUUAAGCCCGGUGCAAUGCGAGAGAUUCACUGGCACCCAACAAGCGACGAGUGGAGUUUCUUUAUCAGGGGCCAGGGCCGGGCGACGCUUAUUGAAGCACCAUCGACGGCGACGACGUUUGACUUCCAUGCUGGUGAUGUGGGAUACUUUCCUAUGUCGCAUAGCCACUAUAUCGAGAAUACAGGGGAAGAGGAUCUGGUCUUGCUUGAGGUGUUGCAAGCUGACCACUUUAGUGAUAUCGCUUUAGGCCAGUGGCUCGGCUCAACGGAUAAGCAGAUAGUCGGUGAUACGCUGCGUUUGCCUGAGGAUGCGCUCAAUCAAUUGAAGUCAGAAAAGCAGUAUGUUGUUGCUGCACCGAGCAAUGCUACGCAAGCGUGA
Messenger RNA from Aspergillus nidulans FGSC A4, 1434 nucleotides. Its product is annotated as putative oxalate decarboxylase. NCBI's taxonomy places the organism in Eukaryota, Fungi, Ascomycota, Eurotiomycetes, Eurotiales, Aspergillaceae. The coding region runs from base 1 to 1434 and encodes 477 amino acids. The record is from RefSeq and is a predicted model, not a curated record. Gene Ontology annotation, biological process: oxalate metabolic process. The transcript has 7 exons.